AUGGCUCAAAACGGUACCCAGGAGGUGAUUCCGCUCAUCAUCAACAAUGAGUCCGUGGUAACCGACAUCAAGUUCGAGGUCCACGCUCCCGCUACCGGCGCGCUGUCCAGCCAUUGCGCUGGUGCCUCAGUUGACGAUGCGACACGCGCCGUGGAAGCCGCACAAGCAGCCUUCCCGUCCUGGAGCAAGAUGAAGGCGUACGAUCGCCGGGACAUUCUGUUCAAGGCUGCCGAGAUCAUGGAUGCGCGUAAAGAGGAGUUGAUCGCCUAUCAACAAGAGGAGACCGGUGCGGGCCGUCCGUUCGCUGAGCAUACCUUCAACAUGGGUGUCAGCUUUAUCAAGGAUUUUGCCGCGCGCAUCUCCACAAUUGAAGGAAAAGUGCCCAACGUCACCGUCGACGGCGAGGGCGCCAUGGUCUUCAAGCAGCCGUAUGGUGUGAUUCUCUCCAUUGCGCCUUGGAAUGCGCCCUUCAUCCUGGGCACACGUGCCAUUGCCCUUCCGCUCGCCGCGGGUAACACAGUCGUCUUCAAGGGCUCCGAACUGUCACCCAAGUGUUUUUGGGCCCUUGGUGAUAUCUUCCGCCAGGCUGGUCUUCCUACCGGAUGCUUGAAUGUGAUCUAUCACCAGCCUUCCGAUGCGGCCGCGGUAACUACCGCCCUGAUUGCCCACCCGGCUGUGCGCAAGGUCAACUUCACAGGUAGCACCAAUGUUGGUUCUAUCAUUGCCUCCACUGCUGGUAAGUAUAUCAAGCCUGUGCUGUUGGAGCUGGGCGGUAAGGCGUCGGCCAUUGUCUUGGAUGAUGCCGACCUCGAUAAGGCGGCCAUGAACUGUUCGCUUGGAUCGUUCAUGCAUUCUGGCCAAAUCUGUAUGUCGACUGAGCGCAUCGUUGUGCAGCGUGGCAUCGCAGACCAGUUCCGUCAGAAGCUGGCCGCGACGGCCGAGAAGCUGUUCGGCAAGGACGCUCCUGCUCUGGUAUUGGUGAACUCUGUCGCGGCGGUGAAGAACAAGAAGCUUGUGGCCGAUGCUGUUUCGCGCGGCGCCUCGGUGCUGUUUGGUGAUGCCAACGCUAACGAGUCUCGGGAUACCAUCAUGCGCCCUAUCAUUGUUGAUGGCGUGACCAAGGAGAUGGACAUCUACGCGACUGAGUCCUUCGGUCCGACUGUGUCAUUGAUUGUCGUGGACACCGAAGAUGAGGCGAUCGCGCUUGCCAACGAUACGGAGUACGGUCUGACCGCUGCCGUGUUCACGACGAACUUGUUCCGCGGUCUGCGCGUCGCCAAACAGAUCGAUUCAGGUGCCGUCCACAUCAAUUCCCUGACUGUCCAUGACGAGCCCACUCUGCCUCACGGUGGAUGGAAGAGCAGUGGCUUCGGCCGCUUUGGCGGUGUUGCAGGCUACGACGAGUUCCUGCAGACCAAGACCGUCACCUGGUUGGAGUAA
Molecule: messenger RNA, 1440 nt
Organism: Penicillium macrosclerotiorum
Lineage: Eukaryota; Fungi; Ascomycota; Eurotiomycetes; Eurotiales; Aspergillaceae
Product: aldehyde dehydrogenase
Exons: 4
Coding region: 1-1440 (479 amino acids)
Molecular function (GO): succinate-semialdehyde dehydrogenase (NAD+) activity
Source: RefSeq, a predicted model, not a curated record